GGGGACAAAGGCUCUGGAAGAAAUGGCAAUGAAGCGUACCACCGCCUUUCCGUCCUCUCUUCUUCUCCUAUUGUUCCUUCUCCCAGUUGCCUGUCCACUCAUCCUCUCUUUGAGCGAGACUCUCUUAGAAAUUAAUUUGGAAGAUCCAGUUUUGGAAUUCGGCUCGCCACCAUAUGCUGGACAGUCAUGUCAUCGGGUUCGGCUGACCGGCAUGUCAAGGUUGAACCUCAAAUCCUAUGCCAGUUCUGUACGCGUGGCAUUGAAAAUUUCAGAUUCCACGGACGGAUGGCUUGGGAGAAACAUACGACUUUGUUUCCACAGGAAUACUUCUAUUGUUGUUUGUCAAUGUGAGGUGUCGCAGUGGGAAUCUUUUCUAAGGAAUGAACGGAAUUCAAUGAUAUCACCCUACGAGAGUGGAUUUAUUGAUGUCAAAAUUAAUAAAGAAACUUCUACCUUCUUUUCGGUUGCUCUUGAGGAAGAGUUUCAUCUAUGGCGUCUGGGUUGCCUUGGUUUUGGAUUACUCAUUUUUCUCAUUGCGCCUGGCAUCAGCAAUUGGAUGCCAUUCUAUUACAGUAGUUCAAUGAUCUUAGGAGUUUUUCUUCUUGUCUUGAUCCUUCUCUUCCAGGCAAUGAAGUUAGUUCCCAUAAGCAGGCGAAAAAUAAUAUACAUUGCAUUCUAUGGAUCCUUGCUGGGUCUUGGUUCUUUAAUAAGAAAUUACUUCUCCAGGAUGAUCACCUUUCUUCUUGUUAGUUGUGGCUUCAGUGAAGAAUCAUAUAAUCUCGUUUCACUUGUUCUGCUGGGGGGAAUAAUCUUUGCAGGAACAUUUUUAGGUUAUUGGUCUGCGCGAAAGUUUGUCCUUUCUGAAGAUGGAUGUGUGGAUUCUGGCAUUGCACAAUUUGUGAAGUGGACAUUGCGUUUGAUCGGCAUAGUAUCUAUUCUCCAGAGCACUAUUGAUGUUCCUUUGGGAUUGCUUGCAUUGGCUACUUGUUGCACAUUUAGUUAUCUCGUUCAUUCCAAGAAGUGGCACCGGAGGUCAAACAAUAAUGGAAGUCUAUGGCAGCGAAGACCUAAGCAAGCUGAAAACUUGAGUUUCGCGUCUAAGGGAACGAGAAUGUCAUUUUGGGGGGGCUCAACUUCAUAUUCUCCGUCACCAAAUGCUGCAGGAAAGGGCUACUCAUUCUCCAAGCGGGUGAAGCAACGGGAUCAAGAUUAUUACUCGACCUACCAUAAUGUGCCAAGAAGAAAGUUCUCCGAGGAAGAAUGGGAGAAGUUCACGCGUCAGUCAACGAGCGCCGCCCUAACCGAGUGGGCGUCAACUCCUGAGGUCAUCAAAUGGAUUGGCAAUAAUGCACAUCGGAUGCGGCUUAUCGAAGAAGACCACAACGAGGAUGACACAUCGGAGUCGGAUUCUCCCAAAGAAACUGUCCCAAGAAAUGAGAGUGAACCAAGUUUCUUUACGUGGUUAUGAACUCAUGUGGUCAUAUUAAUUUUUGGUUAUUUAAUUAGCUUCCAUGUCAAAGGAAGAAUGAUGAAGUUAUUGUUAUUGUUGUUGUGAAAUAAAUAGA
Messenger RNA from Musa acuminata subsp. malaccensis (wild Malaysian banana), 1565 nucleotides. RefSeq lists its product as uncharacterized. NCBI's taxonomy places the organism in Eukaryota, Viridiplantae, Streptophyta, Magnoliopsida, Zingiberales, Musaceae. The record is from RefSeq and is a predicted model, not a curated record.